Messenger RNA from Caenorhabditis angaria, 2484 nucleotides. Lineage: Eukaryota; Metazoa; Nematoda; Chromadorea; Rhabditida; Rhabditidae. The record is from the annotation of a GenBank genome assembly.
AUGUCUUUAAAUCGAUCAUGCGCGGAACUGUCGUUAAAUGAUAAUCAAAAUGAGCGAAUGGAUAUCAAAGGAGCACAAUUUGUGAUUCAAUCAAACCUGAAAAGUAAGAACAUUUCUAAAAACUUCAAAUAACUUCGAUAAAAACGUUUCAGUUCUAUCAAAAGCGGUUCAAACAUUGGCGAAAUUAGCAGAAGAUGUUUAUCUCGAAGUUUCAGAUGCGGGACUUUUAUUCAAAUCGAUAAAUCGAUCGAAGAGCAUGUAUAGUGUUUUUCGAUUUGCUCCCGAUUUUUUCAAUGAUUGUGAUAUGUCACUGAUUAAUGAGAAGAAUACGAAUGUUUGUCGGAUUACCACGAAAUCCGCACUUUUCAUUUUUAAAGGUGCAAACCUCAAAAAAUUAACUAUCAUCUAGCAAUAAUAAUCUUCCAGGUGCCACCACUUUCGGCGACAAAAACUUCCAUUCCUGCGAAUUUCGCAUCGAUCCACUUGCCAAAACAAUGGGCGUCAAACUGCAACUCAACUACGAUAUAUCUCGAAUCAUCGAAGUGAAUUUGCUCGAAACAUCGGGCACUUUACUCCGUCCACUUCACGACAAAACAAAAUUCCGAAAUAAAACUGUGGUGUUUGCCAGUGUUGUUUUGCCGCUUUUGAGUCAAAUGAAAAAUGAGCAUGAAAUUACGAUGAAAAUUGAUGAGAAAGGGAUUUUGAUGUCGAAUUAUAAUAAUUAUUCGAAUUUGGGGGAUAGAUCGAAUACAACGAAUAUUCCAAGCAGGUUUUCGAAGGAAAUGCCGUCGAAAAAAGUGAGAACUGAGGCGCUGAUUUCGGUUGAUAAAUUGACGAAACAUGAAAUUGAGUUUGAUGUCGAGAUUUCGUUUUCGCUCAGGGAUUUUUUGGCGAUUUUGAAUUUGGCUGAACAAUUGAGCGCUGAAGUUUGUUUGUAUUAUGAUUUGGCGGGAAGGUGAGACAAAUUUUUGAAAUUUGAAAUUUUCAGGUUGAAUAGGAUCAAGGGCCAGAAAAUCAUUAAAAAUUUUAUAGUUUGCGAAUUUUAAUACUAAAUUAGCCUAGCCUUAGAAAAUUCAAAAGUUUUGACCCCGAAAAGCCCAUAGAAUUGAAAAUUAAAAUUCGGGUCAAAAUUCAAUUUUUCUCUUCCAGACCCCUUAUUCUUACUGUAGAAGCGCAUUCGAGUUUUGAUAUCGAACUUCUUCUCGCCACAACCACAAAUGAUGAGGAUUUCGAAGUGGAUGGAGGACUAUUUGUGAGUUUUCGACUGAAAAUCUGAAAAUUUCAGCCAAAGAUUCCUCAUUUUCAGCAAGAAAUCGAUCUGGAAAAUGAGAAUGGGGAAAUCUCGAGAAUCGCUCCGAAAAAGAAGCAAAAACGUGGCCCUGAAAAACCGCGCAAGAAGCCUGAGCCUGAAAUUCCUGAAGAACCCGAAAUUUUGGCUGAAACCCCAGAAAUCCCUGCUGAAAGCAUGCAAAUCGACGACGAAGCUCAAGUUCCAAUUCAAACUUCAUCUGUGUUAGUUUCCACGUGGCUCGAAAUUCAAAAUUCAAAUUUUCCAGAGAGGAAGACAGAACCGCAGAUCUCAGCACUCAUAGAACACCAAAUUAUGUGAAUCGUAUACCAUCUACACAAUCUACAGUACCCCUAGAUCAAUCGUGGCGCCAAAAUGAAGUACAGUAAGUCGGGCUUGUUUUGGGCUAGGUGGAAUUUGAAGCCGAAUACAACAAAAAAAUAAAAAAUUUCGGUGCCUCAUGCUGGAAUCGAACCAGCGACCUUCUGUUUACUAGACAGACGCUCUGCCACUGAGCCAAUGAGGCGCUCGGAAAACCGCGGCGAAAAUUGAGUUGAUAUUUUUGCAGGGAAGAUGCGCCUGUUGAAGCUCAAGAAAUUCAAGUGGAACCUGAAAUUAUGGAAGUUCAUGAGAUUAUUGAAGAAGUUCAGGAAAAUCAAGAUUUCUUCGAUCUCAAGUCAGUUUUCCCCCCUCCAGAAAUAUUGGAAUCUUCCAAGUAAGGUCAUUAAAAUAUACUUUUUCUACAGUUUCCAACCGCCUUCUGGAUCAUAUGAUAUGUUUUCGCUCAGGAAGAAUCUGGAAGAAAAAGAGGCGGAGCCUGAACAUGAAGAAGAAGAGGAAAUUGAGGAACAUGCUGCGAAACGAAGGAAAACUGGAGAAUUUGAAUUGGAGGAGAAGGAAUUGGAAGUGGAAGUGGAGAAGAAGAAACGAAAGGUACAAUUUUUAUCUGAAUCUCAUUUUUGAAUUUUGAAUUUCCAAUUUUUUUCGGAUUUCUAGCAAAAGUUUAUAUUUGAGAAUAUUAUUCCGGAAAAAAACAUCUAAAAAUAAUCUCAGAGUUAGCCUAAAAUCAAAUUUUCUUCCAGCUCCGCCGAAUUCUAAUGGGCUCAAAAUCUCGUCGAAUUCCAACAAAUUCCCAACGACAAAAAUCGGCUUUUGGUGAAAAACCAAUUUUGGUUGAAGAGACGCAGAGAAUAUAG